This is a messenger RNA of Cordyceps militaris CM01, 2076 nucleotides long. RefSeq names its product MYB DNA-binding domain protein. Bases 1 to 2076 code for a protein of 691 amino acids. NCBI's taxonomy places the organism in Eukaryota, Fungi, Ascomycota, Sordariomycetes, Hypocreales, Cordycipitaceae. The transcript is spliced from 12 exons. Gene Ontology annotation, molecular function: DNA-binding transcription factor activity, RNA polymerase II-specific; RNA polymerase II cis-regulatory region sequence-specific DNA binding. The record is from RefSeq and is a predicted model, not a curated record. Gene Ontology annotation, cellular component: nucleus. Gene Ontology annotation, biological process: mitotic cell cycle; positive regulation of transcription by RNA polymerase II.
AUGCAGUGCCAAUACAUCCCCCCGACCUUUUCAUUUGUACCUCGUCAUCUCCCUCCUACCUCUUCCUCCUCGACUGCAGCUCUCUCUCCUCUCACCUUGGCCAAGUCCAGUGACCUUGCCAGCAUCCAGGCUACCGGCCCCCCCAAAGCCUCGCUGCUUCCACUGCCCACGCCCACUCCUACUACCUACGCAAACGUGUCGCGGGAAAACGGCGACUCAGGAAUCGGAAGAAGAAAAAGAAGAGCUGCGUGGAGCAUUUCUGCUCUCCUGCUCGCUACAGUACCAGCCACCUUUGCGAUGCCGCGCCACGUUCUUCACCACCACACUAGCUACGCCUCGGGGCUGGAAGCACUGUCACUGACACCCACUUGUAGUGCUUUUCUUUUGCUAGAGUCGGCACCCGAUUGGCAUUUCAUCCAAUCCACGGAGCACCAAGGACUAGAGCAGAAAAACGGCGGCAUCGUCUCGGCGCCAUCACCAUUCCAUCAUCGCGCUGCGCUAUCUUGCUCUUCGCAACCUAACAGAUUUCCCUGCCUCCCGAUUUCCAUCCGACUCCUUCUCUACCAGCCCAAGCGAAGCGACGCUCACUACCGUCACUAUGGUUACUUGCAACGCCCUCCCUCUACUAGCGGCCCAAGGCAGCCAGACAGGAGACUGUACCAUUCGUCUUCCCAGCCACCACCACCAGCCACGGCUGCCCCGUCGCGCUUCACCACGGCUUGUCAGGACUUGUUCGAUCUUGCUUGGCUUUUGCUUUCUCGCCAAAAGCAGCGGCCGUACCUUGCCCGCUCCCGCAUCCGAUCGGCGCCUGAAACCAUCGCGAACCAGCAAACUCUUGUCGUCCUGUUGCCUGUCGCCCAAUUCUCCGUGGCGCUCGCCUCGCACGCCCGUCCGCUCAUCGCAUCCUCCAUUCGGUCGUCGCAUUGCAGCAGCAAAAACAACAAGAAGAAAUCAAGGGGCGGCGAGAGCGUGCAGGAGCAUACUUCCAUCUCGGUGAUUGCGCGCCUUGUACACACGGGUCGUGGGGUUGCAUCUUGUGCAAUCAUCUUGUAUAUCUGCGACAAUCGCCCCGCCAAGCAUCACCACUUCCGCGCGUCUUUCCACUGCAUUGCUUCACAGUCCACCGCGCAUUACCCUCCACAACAUCUGCUCGCCAAGAUGGAACAGUGGCAGGUCGGCCCUGUGCCCGAGUACGUCUACUCAAACUCCACCCACCCGCCAAAUGCCAUGCAUCCCAGGCGCAAUUUCAACUCUGCUGAUGGAUUGCUUGUCUCUUGCCGCUGCAUAUACAUUCCGUCGCGCUCGCCAUGUUCCUGUCAGGGUGUCCACCUCUCUUUCCUAGUCUACGUCAAUGCUAACCCAGCUUGCCUUGAUAGCAAUAAUCCCUACCAGGCCACCGACAUGGCCGCUAGGCGCAAUGAACGCAUUGAAUUUCCCUACCCUGCGCAGCCAGGCAUGCCGCCGCACCAGCAGCAACACCCGCCUCCCGUUCAACCCUCGAUGAAUGUGCCGCAGCCCCAGCAGCCGCCAUCGGGCCCGGGCUCCCAGCAGCAGACGCCGACUCCGACUCCGCAGCCCAGCCGCCAGCGCAAACGACCAGCUCCUGGUACCGCGCCUUCGCCGGCUACCCCAGCUGCCGUCCCGGUUGUCGCUCCCGGCCAGCCUCCAAUCCCAACCCCGCCCAACGCUCAGUCGGCCCCGCCUCCCGCCGCGCCUCCCGCAGCUGAAGACAGCACGCCCUCCCAACCUCCGGCAAAGAAGAGUAGAACCAACACCCCGUGGACCCCGGCCGAGGAAUUGCGACUCAAGCAAAUGCGCGAUGCCGGAAAUAGCUGGGCCGAGAUUGCCAAGACAUUCCCGACGAGAACAGAAGGCUCCGUCAAGAAGCACUGGUACAAGGACAUGCAUUAUGCCGAGUUUGCCGAGGAUGAAAGCCAGGCGCUUCUCAACGCAAUCAAGGACUACGAGAACAACAAGUGGAAGGUGAUUGGCCAAAAGGUUGGGAAACCGGCCAAGGCAUGUGAGCAGUACGCCAAGGAGCACUUUCCGGAUCUCUUUGCCAGCACCAAGCGAUGA